This is a messenger RNA of Theileria equi strain WA, 3507 nucleotides long. RefSeq names its product protein of unknown function DUF1620 domain-containing protein. The record is from RefSeq and is a predicted model, not a curated record. The transcript has a single exon. Gene Ontology annotation, biological process: protein folding in endoplasmic reticulum. Gene Ontology annotation, cellular component: EMC complex. NCBI's taxonomy places the organism in Eukaryota, Apicomplexa, Aconoidasida, Piroplasmida, Theileriidae. The coding region runs from base 1 to 3507 and encodes 1168 amino acids.
AUGGUUUUAUUUAAUAUCAAAGAUCCUUCCUUUCUCUUGAUUACGUUCUUCAUUUUACACAUAUUAGCUUCCGGUUUAUUUGUUUAUGGAGAAUCCGGAUGGAAUAAAAUACAACUAGGUAUCAUAUCCUCGACUUAUAUCUGUAAAAACGGUGCACAUGAUGGACUAAUUGUUGCAACACUCAGCGGGAGUAUUGCUCUACUUAGGCUUUCCGAUGGUAAAAUAACAUGGAGAAGAACCUCGGAACAAGGACAUUACGUAGACAAACUGUUCAUACUUGAAAACAGAAAGGAACCUAUUAUAAUAAGUUCUACAAAAAAAAAUGAUAUUGAUCUAAAGUUUCCUUUUCAUCACAACUCAAAGCUGGAUUCCAUAACGAUUAUAGAAUUAAAAGAUGGCCAAACAACUUAUUCAGAAACCCAAUGCUACAAUAAUCGGAUCGGCAUGUUUGAUGUGCGGUCUAGAGGGAUAUUUGAUAAAAUGGUAAUAAAAAGAGUUUUCACUGGACUACCCACUCCAAUCAUUAAUAAUGAUGUAAUUCUGGACUAUUUCUGCUUCCUAGACAAUAAUCCAGAAUGCAGUUCCUGGUUAAUUAUACUCACAAGGACACAGAUCAAAGUUGUAAGCUUAGAAGACUAUACAUUUUUAACUUACAAACUAAAAAAAAAUAGUGGUUCUCCGUUUAGAAUUCUUACUGUAUCAAGCAAAUGUGAAGAACAAAGGUUAAAUUCAAAAAUCACUUUCUUUAUUGUUACUCUUUCUGAAUAUGGUAGUACUAAUUUAUUUUUAAAGAUAGAUUUUGAUCCGCUGAAUAAAACUAUAAAUGAAUCAGAAAUCGUUUCAGAGAAAUGCAUGAACCACACUCCUCUCGACUACAGAAUUGGAAAUAGAUUUAUAGCAGAAUUGUAUAAUAGCAAUGACACUUAUAUUUUGGUGAUAAACUUCAUUGAUUACUUGGCAGAAAAGGUAGUGGGUACUGUGCUGGAAAUCCAAAAUGUCCUGGAAAUAUUUUUCGACUAUUCUUUCAAGUCUGCCCAUGACUACCUAAUUAUAUAUAAGGAACUUAAGAAUGCUAACAACUGCAUAUCUUACAGAACCUUAAUUUUAACCAUUAAAGAUAAAGUUAAACAAUAUGAAUUAAAUGGAAUAUGGACCAUCUUAUCGCACAAUCAAGAUUCUGAUAAAUGUGUUAUAGUAAAUAAAGAAUCGGAUACACUAUUUUUUAUGCAAAUAAACUCCACAGAAGAUGCACCUAUAAACCACAAAAAAAUUAUUUUAACGGGAUCAUAUCACAAAUCGAGUUAUAUUUUAUAUAUUGCUUCGUAUGAGCUAUUUAUAGAGAGGGAGAUUGUUAAUAUUAUAGCCGUUAGUUUCAGUGACGGACUAUUCCAACUUUAUAAAAAUGGCUUGCUAUUAUGGGAAAGAGAUGAAUCGAUUUCACUAGUCAUCUCUUCAUUAUCAGCACCUAUACCAAAUCUUUAUAAUAUUUCUGAAGGAAUUUUUGGUGUAAAUUUGGAGGAAAUGAAAGAUCAACUCUCCGUAGAUUCUUUGCUAGAUAUCUUUGGAAUUUAUUUGUUUGACUCUACCGAUAUCACCACGAUGUACUACUAUGCCAAAAGAACCACAAACUUAUUUCUACGCUUUUUAAAAAAUAAAUUUUCUAUUAAAAAAAAAGCUUUAACCUACUUAGAGACAUUUUCAUCACGAUUAUUAUUAAGUGAACAAAAGUUGCGAUUCCUUCAAAAUUUAUUUCGGUGUAACUCUGAUAGCUCAUAUGGAUAUAGUGAUACACACGAUCAUGAAUCACAUGUAAACAGUAAAGAACUUGAUGGAUUUGGAAAUGAUCUUAUAAUUAUAGUAUUAACCAGUUUGAACAAGAUUCUGGCAAUGAAUAAUACCUGUGGUACAAUAUUAUGGUCUAAAUCAUUGGAUGAUAUUAAUAUCGCUAAAUAUUCAUUUUAUCCCGUAAAUUCUACAUUAAUAAUGUCUAACAAUAAUGGAAGGAUGCCCAGAUCUGGAUAUAUUGUAGAAAUCCCGCAUACCAGAGAAAUAUAUAUGGCAACAGCUCCCAUUAUUGGGCAUAAAAAUUUAUGUAAUAUAUUCCUUGUAAGUAAGACGGUCAUCUGUUCCGUAUGUAAUUUUAGACACAUGAACAGUAGUUUCUCAGUAGUAAAGUGGAUUCUCAUAUUUGACGGAUCAAUUAUUCAAGAACACAGAUUAGAUUAUUGGAUAAUACACACUCUUCCACUUUGGUCCUAUUCAUCUUGUUCAGGCAUGUCUCCGUUGGAAAACGUAUUGUUAGUGUUAACAGAAAAAAAAGACGUAAAAAUACUACAUCCAAGAACUCUAAAUAAUGAUAUAGAAAUACAGGGUUUUCUAAAAAUAUCUGAGGCCGUAAAAAACCUCGUAAGUCAAAAUAAUAUAACUGUUGUUAUAAGGCAAAAUGAAGAUAGCUAUAGUGGAUAUAAACUUGUCUAUCGUAAUAUAAAUUCUGGUUCACAUGAAAUAAUUUUUACCGAAAAACUCUGGAACAUGAACUUUGGCAACUCAGGAAUGAGGGUGAUUGCAGUAGCGUUGCCAGAGCAUCAGGGCAGUUCAAUACAACCAAUAACUGUAAUGUCAAAUUUCAAAGUAUAUGAGAAAUAUAUAUCGCAAAAUUCUAUUGUUUUUAUAACCAGAAGAAUGGAAAUUACAGGAAAUUUUGUUACAAUGUUGCACUUGUUAGACACGCUCUAUGGCAAAAUAGUUUAUGAAGAAAUACUAGAACAUGAUCUUUCGUUUCCAAUAAGUAUAUCAUAUCAUGAAAACACCAUAAAUUUACACUAUUGGAACGAAAAACAAUUGAGAUAUAUGUUACACACAACCGAUUUAUUUUCAUACGAACAUCGGUCACUCGCAAAAAUAAUAUUGUCCGAAUUAUUGCCAAUAAAAAACAGUGACAAAUACCAAAUACAAAAUGCAAAGUCAUUAAUUCCUAUUGUGUUUAGUAGAAACUUUGUAUUACCGGUUGGAAUCAGGACUAUGAGCAUGAGUAUAACCCAUCAGAACAUCACAGAAAAAUCGUUGAUAAUUUCAUCUAUGUCUAAUCAAAUUGUAUCUAUACCAAAAUGUGAUAUAAAUGCUGUGGAUCAUCAUGACAGUGGUUCUGAUACAAUGAAUUUGUUGCAUACCCAAGUCUCCAAUAAACGUCAUAAUAAGGAAUAUCACGUGUUUAAUCCUCUACGAUUCAUUGCUCUUAAAAGUAACUAUAUGAUAAAUCAGGAAAAUGUAGGUGUACGUGGAAUAAUGACUGUUGCAACAAAGUUGGAAUCCUCCUCCUUAAUAUUUUUGUUUGGUUUAGACGUGACUGCGACAUAUUUACAGCCGUCUGGUAAUUUUGAUAGACUAAAGGUUGACUUGAUUCAUUAUGCAGUGUGCAUUGCUAUUAUUACCUUCACUUUCAUCUUGGUAUUCAAGAGUACCCAUAAAUACAAAAGUGCAUAUCGUGAAAACUUCGAGUGUCACUAA